UAGAUCCAAAUCGUGUGGAAGUAAUUGGUAAGGCGGGCAGCAAGUUCCAAGAAAUACAUCACUCACGCGGACCCGACCCGAAAUAAGAUUGCCGCGAGGGACCUCUAUCGCAAAACCCUCGCCACUCUCUCUCCAAUGCCCCUCUCACAUAGCCACCGUUGCCACUCGCUCUUAACCCCCUGUGUCCUAUUUCAAUGAGAGGAUCAAUUUACAAGCCUCUACCUCAUCUUCUUCCAUAGAUGAUCCAUUUGCAAGCUUUCACCUUUCUUUAACCAGAUAAAAGUUCACACUCACCAGCCGAAGCUCAACCACCAAGUUAUCUUGCCCAAAAAACACCGCCAUCCCCCAGAAGCCUCUCUCUCUCUGUCUCUCUUGUUCUCUCCUUAUUCGCGGACCCAAAUCUUGCUUCACUCUUUUCCUAUUCGAGCACCUGAAGCCCAUCCCCCCCUCUCUCUCUCUUUCUCUCCCUAGUUUAUUUGAGCUCUACAAGCUGUAGCAGAGGGAAGCUGCCAUCAACUCUAGAACAGUUGCCUUUUCUUUUUCUCCUGAAUGAGAACGAACGAAAAGUGACUUUGGAGGCAAUAAGAUUGUAGAGAAAUGGCUCUGAGAGGAGUGUGGCAACUGGAAAAGUUGGUGGUAAGCUAUUGUAACUGGGGAGGAAGCAGUCGCGGCAUUAGAGCCUUUAUGGAGUCCCAUCUGCCAUCAUUCAUAGAUAAGAACCCCCAGCUAGAGGUGGCCAAUGAACUCAUCCGCGGCCAGCAUCCUCAUUUGAAGGCUUUCUACAAGAACAAGAAUGAGCGUGUUGUGUGUGUAAAGAACAUGAAGCCGGAAGACAUACUGUUGCAUGCAACCAGGCUUAGGAAUGCAUUGGGAAGGAAGGUGAUAAAGCUGAGGACGAGGCAUGUCACUAAACAUCCGAGUGUGCAGGGUACCUGGACCAAGGACCUUAAAUUCUGAGGUGGUUGACUUCCCUAAGGCCAGCAGCUUGCGUAGUUUUUUGGCUCCUUUGCCCUAGGUUUGCAUCUGUGAUCAUGGCAUUUGUGUCUGUGGCCUGGAAUUCUAUGUUUUUGGGGGCUAUCUUUGCAUAAAAGGCAAGCAAGAAUGACAGAUGGGCAUGCCAUGUACCAAUAUUCCUGUUGAACUAUGCACGGCUUUGUUUCUAUUAAAAUUUGAGAAUCUUUGGUAAGACGAAUUAGCUGCAUCAGAUUCUUCUUUA
Amborella trichopoda is the source of this 1216-nucleotide messenger RNA. RefSeq names its product mitochondrial ribosomal protein L51/S25/CI-B8 family protein. The record is from RefSeq and is a predicted model, not a curated record. Gene Ontology annotation, cellular component: mitochondrial large ribosomal subunit. Gene Ontology annotation, biological process: mitochondrial translation. Gene Ontology annotation, molecular function: structural constituent of ribosome. NCBI's taxonomy places the organism in Eukaryota, Viridiplantae, Streptophyta, Magnoliopsida, Amborellales, Amborellaceae.